AUGGAGGGCGGAGCUGGACAGCACUGGACUGAGGAGGAGGUUAAAGCUUUACUAAGUGUUUGGGCAGAAAGAAAUAUAGGAAAACAACUUUAUGGGACACUGAGAAAUAAAGGAAUACUUAUUUACAUUGCUACAAGGCUGCAAUCACUAGGCAUAUACAGAGAUUGGAAACAGUGUCGUGCAAAGUAUAAAAAUCUCAAGUAUAAUGAACGCAGGACAGUUAGGCAUGCCCACAACUCAGGAGACAGCUCUAGAACUAUGAAGUUCUUCCACGAUUUUGAUGCAAUCCUGCAGGAUGAACCCACCACAUAAUUCACAGAGGAGGAGGAUGGCCACAGCAGGUACCUGGCAACCCUGGGCUCCAGUACCGCCCCAGAGAUUACCGGAGAAUUAUCUGAAGGUCAUUUUGAAAGCCAAGGAACUGUAACAAGGAAAAAGCACUGCUUUUCUGGUGCUGUUGCUGAACCAGUGUCUAUAUCUCUCAAGAAAACUUCUCCUGAGAUCAUUUAAAUAAACCAGUUUCCUGAAAGCUUAACAGAACUAGAAGAUUCUACAGAAUGUUUCUUCCAACAGGACCCUCAACUUCAUCAGAGCGCUGGUUCUCUUUCCCGCGCGGGCUACACUUCCGUCCCACCGCGGAUAAUGGCGACAGCUGAGGUACUGAACAUUGGGAGAAAACUCUAUGAGGGCAAGACGAAAGAAGUCUACGAAUUGUUAGAUUAUCCAGGAAGAGUCCUCCUGAAGUCCAAGGACCAGAUUACAGCAGGAAAUGCAGCUAGAAAGAACCACCUGGAAGGCAAAGCCGCGAUCUCCAACAAGAUUACCAGCUGUAUUUUUCAGUUGUUACAGGAUGCUGGUAUCAAAACCGCUUUCACCAGGAAAUAUGGGGAGACUGCUUUCAUUGCACCCCAAUGUGAAAUGAUCCCAAUUGAAUGGGUGUGCCGAAGAAUAGCAACUGGAUCUUUUCUCAAAAGGAAUCCUGGUGUAAAGGAGGGAUAUAAGUUUUACCCACCAAAGGUGGAGAUGUUCUUCAAGGAUGAUGCCAAUAAUGACCCACAGUGGUCUGAAGAGCAGCUCAUUGCUGCAAAGUUUUGUUUUGCUGGACUUGUUAUAGGCCAGACUGAAGUGGACAUCAUGAGUCAUGCUACACAAGCUAUUUUUGAAAUACUGGAGAAAUCUUGGCUGCCCCUUAACUGUACACUGGUCGAUAUGAAGAUUGAAUUUGGUGUUGAUGUAACCACCAAAGAGAUUGUUCUUGCUGAUGUUAUUGAUAAUGAUUCCUGGAGACUUUGGCCAUCAGGAGAUCGGAGCCAGCAGAAAGACAAACAGUCUUACCGUGACCUCAAGGAGGUAACUCCGGAAGGACUCCAGAUGGUAAAGAAAAACUUCGAGUGGGUUGCAGAUCGAGUGGAGUUGCUUCUGAAGUCAGACAGCCGGGGCAGGGUGGUAGUGCUGAUGGGUUCAACUUCGGACCUUGGGCACUGUGAGAAAAUUAAGAAGGCCUGUGGAAAUUUUGGGAUUCCAUGUGAACUUCGAGUAACAUCUGCCCAUAAAGGACCGGAUGAGACUUUAAGGAUUAAAGCAGAAUAUGAAGGGGAUGGCAUACCUACUGUAUUUGUCGCAGUGGCAGGCAGAAGCAAUGGUUUGGGACCAGUGAUGUCUGGUAAUACUGCAUAUCCAGUUAUCAGCUGUCCCCCCAUCACACCAGACUGGGGUGCUCAGGAUGUCUGGUCAUCUCUUCGACUGCCCAGUGGUCUUGGCUGUUCAACUAUACUUUCUCCAGAAGGAUCUGCCCAGUUUGCUGCUCAGAUAUUUGGGUUAAACAACCAUUUGGUGUGGGCCAAACUUCGAGCCAGCAUAUUGAACACAUGGAUAUCUUUAAAGCAAGCUGACAAGAAAAUCAGAGAAUGCAAUUUGUAAAAGUAAUUUUUAGGAGAAAAGUUAACAUUCCUAGUUUGGAUUAAAAAGAAAAGAAUUCAAGCAAAAUGAUUUCACAUCAGAGAAAACAAUUCAGUUUACUAGUGAACAAAUGAGCCUGGAUGUAUGGGUUGACAGAUUGUCAGUGAGUAUUUGUUACUGAUAUUCUCUAGCUCUGAAUAGUGAUGUAUCCCUGUAACCUCAUUACACCAGAGGCUGAGGCAGAAGGUCUAUAUGUUAAGAUUCUAUUGGAAAAAAAAAACUAUAGUUAGUAAAAUUGGUAUGACACUAUUAAAUUGUAUUCCACCUACUGUAUAGCCAUUGUUGGGCAGUUAUGUAACAUUAGCAAAGAAAUGUCAUUGAUGGAGCUGGAGCUGUGGCUCUUCCAGAGGAACUGAGUUGGUUAAUUAAGUAUGAUUCCUAAAUGCUAAUAAUGACUUUUUGUAAAUCACUAGUUGCUACUUGAUCUUUUGCAGUUCAUGAUUUGAAAAUUAAAAUACUUGUAUUGUUUAUGCUAAUAACAGUA
Messenger RNA from Peromyscus eremicus (cactus mouse), 2443 nucleotides. RefSeq names its product phosphoribosylaminoimidazole carboxylase and phosphoribosylaminoimidazolesuccinocarboxamide synthase (gene Paics). Gene Ontology annotation, molecular function: phosphoribosylaminoimidazolesuccinocarboxamide synthase activity. The record is from RefSeq and is a predicted model, not a curated record. NCBI's taxonomy places the organism in Eukaryota, Metazoa, Chordata, Mammalia, Rodentia, Cricetidae. Gene Ontology annotation, biological process: 'de novo' IMP biosynthetic process.